UUUGCUAUACUUUGGUAAUAAGAUCAAAAUGAAGUGUGAACAUUGAUAGAAUAUGACUAGUUAAGGAGGUGAAUUCAAAUUCAAAAUUAAUUGAUCCCAAAGGGAAAAAAAAAGGCAGAUUUAGUACCUGUUUGUUCCAACAACCUGCCUCCUGUCAGCUAUCCUUCACUCACUGUCAGAUAAAACUUAUUCUAGGUCAUCUACAUCCUAUCCCUGGUCAAGUCUAGGUCAGAUUAUUCUGAGUUUUCAGGCCUUCUAACUGAACAUGUGAAGGUAAAACUGUUGAGACAGGAGCACAAUUCUACUACUGUGUCGAAUUUAAUGAGAUAUUUGACCGGAACCGAUUUGACAGGUUCACUCAAAAUUGUUAAAGCAGUCAUUCUUUGUUUUAUAGAUUGGACAUUCAUAGGAAAGUAAAGUUUGUCUAUUGAACGCAUUUACGUGUAUUCGGCUCAUGAAUUGGUGAUUUGAGGUCAUUUUAAUAAACCGUUUCUUUCAUAAGGUGUGGAAUAAACACAUAACAGUUUAAGCCUCGGACUGUGAGUUUCAAAUGGUCUGUGUUAAUUCUCUGUUUGGUGACUGAAAUCCAGUCCAAUUCUAUUCUGGGCUUUACUUCGCUGUUGUUUAAACACUUUGACCUCCUCAACAUGGCGCCGGGAAGCAGACACGUCGACAACGGAAGCGGGUCAGCCACCGCGCCUGCGCAGUGGCUGUGCCCGGGUCCCUGUAAAGAUGUCUGAGCAGGCGGGGAGGGAGCGGAGCGGACGACUGAGAAGCAGCGCGGAGAAGCCCCAACUGUCUGCUGUUUCACCACGCAAGGUCCACAUGAUUGUGAUGAACAGCUGAAAUGUCCAAUAACAGCCAGGGAUCUGUGAAGGGGGAGGCGGCCCCCAUGGUGCCACCCUCUGGCUCCGCCUCCUCUCACGGACCGCCCCUUUCUCCAUCCACCACCUCCAAAUCUCCUGAGCUUCCAGAUGAGUUGGUCCAGGCUGGAUGGUCCAAGUGUUGGUCCAGGAGGGAGAACCGGCCCUACUACUUCAACAGAUUCACCAAUCAGAGCCUGUGGGAGGUACCUGUGCUGGGUCAGCAUGAUGUCAUUUCUGACCCAUUGGGUCUGAACGCAGCUCCUGCAGAGGGGGGAGAUGGUAACCUUGGAAACGGCCAGAGGAAGAGGAGGAGCUCUGAGGAGCAGGGGGCGGGGCCUAACAGUUUCAAACGGACAAAGGUGGAGCCGACCACGCCCAUCUCUCCCAGCACACCUGGAGUCAAACCGUGGAGCUCCGCCCCCGAGGAGAAGCAGGUUCCAGUGACGACGCCCACCACGCCCAGCCCGGCGCCGGCCCCCUACCGACCGGCCGUGAUCUACUGGGAUCUGGACGUCCAGACCAACGCUGUGAUCAGAGAGCGCUCGGCAGCCAAUCACCUGCCGCUGCACCCCGAGAUUGAGCUGCAGCGGGCGCAGCUGGUCACCAAGCUGCGGCAGCACUACCACGAGCUGUGCCACCAGCGAGAAGGCAUCGACCCGCCGCGGGAAUCCUUCAACCGAUGGCUGCUGGAGAGGAAGGUGAUCGAUAAAGGCCUGGACCCGCUGCUGCCCAGCGAGUGUGAGCCCGCCGUCUCGCCGUCCAUGUUCCGGGAGGUCAUGAACGACAUUCCCAUCAGGUUGUCCCGCAUCAAGUACAAGGAGGAGGCCCGGAAGCUCCUGUUUAAGUACGCCGAGGCAGCAAAGAGGAUGAUCGACUCCAGGAAUGCGAGUCCAGAGAGCAGGAAGGUGGUGAAGUGGAACGCCGAGGACACGAUGAACUGGCUGCGCAGAGAUCACUCCGCCAGCAAGGAGGACUACAUGGACCGCCUGGAACACCUGAGGCAGCAGUGCGGGCCGCACGUCACGGCCGUCGCCAAAGACUCUGUGGAAGGAAUCUGCUCCAAGAUCUACCAGCUGUCAGCCGAAUACAGCCGCCGCCUGAGGCAGACGCACCUGAGCCUGCUGCAGGACCCCUCCACAGAGACGUGCGCGUCGCCGCCCCAGUCGCGGCUCGUGUACUGCUACCCGGUCCGGCUGUCCAUCCCGACCCCCGCCCUGCCCCGCGUGGAGCUGCACUUCGAGAACGACGUGGCCUGCCUUCGCUUCAGAGGAGAGAUGGUCAAGGUCAACCGCGGACACUUCAGCAAGCUGGAGCUGCUGUACAGGUACAGCUGUAUCGAUGACCCUCGCUUUGAGAAGUUCCUGGCCCGAGUUUGGUGCCUCCUGAAGCGAUACCAGGUGAUGUUUGGCAGCGGUGCUAACGAGGGCAGCGGCCUGCAGGGGGCGCUGCCGGUGGCGGUGUUUGAGGCGUUAAACCGGCAGUUUGGCGUCACCUUCGAGUGUUUCGCCUCGCCGCUCAACUGCUACUUCAAGCAGUUCUGCUCCGCCUUCCCCGACAUCGACGGCUUCUUCGGGUCCAGAGGGCCGUUCCUGUCCUUCAGCCCGGUCAGCGGCUCGUUCGAAGCCAACCCGCCGUUCUGCGAGGAGCUGAUGGACGCCAUGGUGACGCACUUCGAGGAGCUGUUGGAUCGGUCUUCUGAGCCGCUGUCCUUCAUCGUCUUCGUUCCUGAGUGGCGCGACCCAGUGACGCCGGCGCUGACCCGAAUGGAGGCCAGCCGGUUCCUGCGGCACCAACUGAACGUCCCGGCCUACGAACACGAGUAUCGCUCCGGGAGCCAGCACGUCUGCAAGCGGGACGACAUGUACUACCGGGCCGUCCACGGCACCGCUGUGCUCUUCCUCCAGAACGAUGCUGGCUUCGGGAAGUGGGCUCCGACUCCGGAACGUCUGGCGGAGCUGACGGCAGCGUACCGCCCCUCUCUGUCCCGCACUUCCUCCCUGUCGUCCCCUGGCCCCGCCCAGUCUGCCCCUGGAGACAGAGACUCCGCCCCUAAGGCCUCUGAUAGGACACAGAGCGCGUCGAUAUCACCUGGCAGCCAUGACAGCAACAACAACGGCAGCAGCAGCAGUAGCAGCCCUCAGGACAAGCUCACUGCGAUGUAGAGGGGCGUGGCCACUGCAGGCCACGCCCCUAAUGUAAAUGUGUGUUUACGAACAUCACCAGUCCCUCACCAGCACCUGUAGCACAUCCUCACCUCUUAUCAGUAAUCUACCACCGCCAUCAGGGGGCGGAGCCUCAUUUAAACUUCACUACGUCUCGUUAGUCUGUUGGCUGCUCUGAUUGGUUGAAGCUCACCUGAAGCUGAAUGACGUCGGCGUCUGAACUGCUUCAGAGUUCCAGCAGUAAAAUCCACCUGAGGGGCGUCCCCUGAUUUGUUGUUAUGGCAGCUAUCAUGUCUGAGACCCAGGCCCUAUAGCAGGGGGCGGGGCCUCGGCAGCAGAGGGGGCGGGGCAUCAGGUAAUCCUGGUACUGUGACGAGUAGUCAUGGAAACGAUCUUUCAGUCCCAAUCCAGUUCUGUAAUUCACACGAGAUUAAAAAAUACAAGCUGUUAAGGUGAGCUUUAGUCUGACCCAGUUUAAUUCACACCAGAUUAAUUUGGAUUAAACCAGAUUAAUCUGGUGUGGAUUAAACCAAAUUAAUCCAGUUUAAUCUGGUGACCUCUCUCAUCUAGUUUGGUUCAGUUUUUUAAAUUUAAUCUGUUUUGAUUUCUUUGAUUCAUUACAUUCUUGUUAGGUCUGGUCUGAUCUAGUUUGAUUUGUUUGGGCCUAAUCUAAUCUGGUUCAUGUGGUACAUCCAGUAUGUACAGGAUUAGGCCAGAUAAAUCUGGUAUGAAGGGAUUAGGGUUCUGUUGGGACGGGAUAUAACCAGAUUAAUGUGGUUUAAUCCAGUUUAAUCAAGUGAACUUUGUUGUGGUUCAAUUCAUCUUUUUAUUUUUGUCUGCUUUGAUUUCUUUGAUCCAUUACAAUCUGGUUAGAUCCAGUCUGAUCUAGUUUGAUUUGGUUGGACCUAAUCUAAUCUGGUUCAUGUUUGUUAGAUCCAGUGUAUUCUGAUUUAAUCUAGAUGGAUCCAGUCUGAACAGGUCUGGGUUAGUCUGGAUUAAUCUGGAUAGAACCAGUUUUAUCUGGUUUUAACCGGUUUUGUCUGGGUGUGUCCAUCUUUAAUAGGAAAACAGUUGACUCCUCCCACUGAGUGCUCUCUGAUUGGCUGGUGGUGGACCUAUCAGGCGCCUGUCUGUGUGUAGAUAGUGUACAGCCGGACUGAUCUGAGGUCUGUUGGUGUUUUGCUGUUGAUCAGUUUUUUAUUUGGUCUAAUUUAACCUUUUUAAAGAGAUGAAAUGUGUUUGUGUGUUUUAACCGAACCAAAGUGUUUAUGAUGUACAGUAGAGCCGCGUAUGACAGCUGGGCUCCUCCUGCUCUGCAUGAACCCGCUGGAGGAAGUUCAGACCUGGACUCGGUGGUCUCCUCCGGGGUCCUUCCAGCUUCAGUGUAAAUUCAUUCUGUCCUUCGUACUGCCUGCAGAAAACCUGCAGCUUCUCUCCUAGUAAAAAUAUAUCAAGCCCA
Poecilia reticulata (guppy) is the source of this 4487-nucleotide messenger RNA. It is a transcript of the gene pcif1, whose product is annotated as phosphorylated CTD interacting factor 1. Gene Ontology annotation, cellular component: nucleus. The record is from RefSeq and is a predicted model, not a curated record. Gene Ontology annotation, molecular function: mRNA (2'-O-methyladenosine-N6-)-methyltransferase activity; RNA polymerase II C-terminal domain binding. NCBI's taxonomy places the organism in Eukaryota, Metazoa, Chordata, Actinopteri, Cyprinodontiformes, Poeciliidae.